AUGUUUCAUCUCAUGUAUGUAUUUUCUUGUUAGUUUUGGGAUAAACGUGUUUAUUGUAAUGUUUUUCCUCGCAGGUAGGGGUCGUGAUUGAGCGGCAUGCACAAUAUUGGCGGUCCUGGUUGCAAAAUCCACCUUUAAGCCGCAUUCAAAUCCCAAGACGUCUUAUUGAAGGCAUUUGUACACUUACACUAAAAUAUUUAUACCUGAAAUACAAAUGGAAAUCAGGCCCAGCAAUCUCAAUAACAAAGAGUUUUAAAAAUCCUCGAGUAAUCUCAAGCGACUGUGAUUGGUCCGUCCUCAACAGCGCUGAGAAAAGUAACAGGAGUCACGUGUUAACGUCGUUAAAAACCGCUUCAUCAGUCGUUUGAACAAUAUUUUAUACCUGAAUAAUGACACUGACAGACUUUAAUAGACAUUGAAAUGAAAAUACACAAUGAAGAAUUCAAAUUAGAUAAUUAUUAUUUAAACGCAUCGUUCCUGACCAAUCAGAGGCGUCUAAGGUCAUCCCCGCGUGGCUGUUGUAACACUCCUCCGCGCCGCUGGGCGUCAGUCCGUGUGUCGCGUCUGCAGCUGCGGCGACGCUCCGUGUUUCUGUGUGAUUCUGUCCGUGAUGGUGGAGCGUAUCGGCGACUGUCCGUCCGUGCAGUGAAACCCGAGCCCGAACCAAGACCAGCGCCGGUACCGAAUGACAGCGGAGUGAGUGAGCAUGAACCGAAGCUUCAGGAUGAGAUGAGACCCGAACCGACCUGCUGCGUGGCAUUUAGACUGGCAUUAUGACAGAAGAGAGAUGCCCUCAGCUGGUGGAUUAUUUUGUGGUGGCGGGUCUUGCGGGAGACUCGUCUGUGCUGGAUGAUGACGGUCAGCAGAGGGGCGGGCGAGCACUGCAGCCCAUCAUAGAUCUGGCCGUGAUUGCCCGCGGCCUCGGAGAGGAUGUACCCGAGGGCUUCACCUGCAUCGAGAAGACUCAAGGAGGACAUCCGGCCGAGCUGAGCGCUGGACUGCUCAACAACACACACAUGCUCCUCUGUUACAAAAGAGGACAUGACAAACCGCCCAUCAUAGAGCUCGGUGUUCUGUAUGAGGGGAAAGAUCCGGUGCGGUCGGGAUGGCUGGUGAUCGAGACGACCCCGUACAGCCGCUCAGCCAGUCUGAGUUCUGCCGGUCCCACGACCCAUCGCACGUUCCUGAUGUACCGCAGAGCGCCGGACUCACAGGCACUGAACACGCUCGGUGUCACUGAGAUCUCACUGCUCAUGCCCAGCAAGGGAGAGACGGCGCCGCAUACUUACUGUAGAGUGGACAAGAACCUCAACACGGGCAUGUGGGGUCCGGCGCUGUAUCUCUGCUACAAACGUUCAGUGGCUAAAGCAAAUGCUCUGGUGUACGAGGCAGGUCUGAUCAGUCGGUAUCCUGAGGAAGAUUCCGAAUCGUUUCCUCUGCCGGACUCUGUUCCCGUCUUCUGUCUGCCGAUGGGCGUUACUGUGGAGAGCUGGCCGCUCAAAACCAAAUACCAGCUGCCCGUCUUCUCCACGUUUGUGCUGACUAGCGCCUAUGGAGAUAAGGUGUACGGUGCUGCUAUCCAGUUCUACGAGGCGUAUCCGCGCGAGUGUCUGUCUGAGAGACAGUGUGUGCGUCUGGGGCUGCUCAGUGUGGUGGACCGGCGACCCAUCACCAACCGCAGCAUACAGGUGAAGAAGAGUGUGUGUGUGCUGUCACACUGGCCAUUCUUCAGUGUCUUCCAGAAGUUUCUCACCUUCAUCUACAGAUACUCCAUCUCAGGACCUCAUGUGCUGCCGCUGGAGAAACAUAUCUCGAGCUUCAUGCACAAUGUUCCGUUCCCGUCCCCUCAGCGUCCUCGUAUCCUGGUGCAGCUUUCUCCGUAUGAUAAUCUCCUCUUGUGUCAGCCGGUAUCGUCUCCACUGCCACUCAGUGGUGCCAGUUUUGUGAAGCUGCUGCAGAAUUUGGGUCCUGAGAACACGUGUACGCUGCUGCUGGCCGUCCUGACGGAACACAAGCUGCUGCUGCAUUCACUGCGGCCUGACGUGCUGACGUCUGUGAGCGAGGCCCUGGUGUCGAUGAUGUUUCCUCUGCACUGGCACUGCCCGUACAUCCCCCUGUGCCCACUGCGGAUGGCAGAUGUGCUGUGCGCACCGAUGCCCUUCAUUGUGGGCGUUCACUCCAGUUACUUUGACCUCUAUGACCCCCCAUCUGAUGUAGUGUGUGUGGAUCUGGACACCAACACCAUUUUCCAGUGUGAAGAUAAGAAGCCGCUGAGCUGGAGAUCUUUGCCCAGGAAACAUGGGAAGAUCCUGCAGAACUCUCUGACAAACCUCCACAAGACUCUGGAGAAGAUCUAUACUCCAGGUCAGGAAGAGGCCACGCUGGAGUUCCUGUUGACAGACUACGAUCUGAUUUAUGGCCGUCAGAAGCAGCUGGAGUUGGAGAUUCAGGAAGCCUUUCUGCGUUUCAUGAGCUGUUUGCUGAAGGGAUACCGAUCCUUCCUGCUGCCCAUCACACAAGCACCGUCAGACAGAACCACAGACUGCAGUUCACUCUUCAACCUGCAGGGUUUUCUGAAGUCUCGUGAUCGUUCACAGCAGAAGUUUUACACACAGCUCACAAAGACACAGAUGUUCACGCAGUUUAUCGAGGAAUGUUCGUUUGUGAGCGACAGACACACAAGCCUUGAGUUCUUUGACGAGUGUGUGCAGAAGGUGGAUGUGGAGAAGCCGGAGCUGGUGAGGUUAAUUGAUCUUGAUGAAUCUCUCAGUGGUGAACACACAGUGUUUAUAAUGCCGCCAGAGGAACCUCAGGAACCUGAUGGAUCAGAGUGUCCCGCACACUACAGCUAUGACACAUUCCCAAUCCUCCAAUCAGAGUUGUUUGAUCAGCCGCAGGAUCAGCUACGCACGGCAGCUAAAGGAAGUGCUCCAAGUAGCCCCGCCCCCCGCCGAACCAAACAGGAAAUCAAGCUGGCACAGAAAAAGGCUCAGAAGUAUUCAUCGGUACCAGACAUGUGGUCUAAAUGUCUUCUGGGUCACUGCUACGGUCUCUGGUUCAUUUACCUGCCCACGUUAGUGAAAGCAGAAAGCACUAAAGUCUGUGCGCUUCACGCAGCGUACGAGAUCCUCAAACACAUGGAGACACGGAAGGUCGUGCUUCCUGAUGAAGUGUGUUAUCGUAUUCUCAUGCAGCUGUGCGGUCAGUACGGGCAGCCCGUUCUCGCCGUCAGAGUUCUGUUAGAAAUGAAGAGGGCGGGAAUCACGCCCAACACCAUCACAUAUGGAUAUUAUAAUAAAGCGGUUCUGGAGAGCAAGUGGCCAUCCACCAAUCAGGGAGGUCGUCUUCGCUGGGCGAAGCUUCGUAACGUGAUAUUGGCCGUGGCUCUGUUCAGACAGCCAAUCAAACAGCAGCACAGGAGCAUGUCUUUAGGCGCUCGGCCAGGUGAUUUGCUGUCAAAGCCCCGCCCCCACUCCGCUCUGAUUCGCCAGUCCAGCUGGAGUGCGUUGAGUGAAAGCUCGAGUCACGAAUCUCUGAUGAGUCUUGCUAAGAGCAACAGUCUGAGCAGCGUGCAGGCGGCAGGAAACAAAGUCAAACUAUUUAAGAAAGCGACACCACAGACCGACGGCUCUGACGGCCCCGUGUCCCGCAAACCUCCCGCUGGUCGCCGUGACACCGCCCCGAACCUGCUGAGUCCCCCUGCUCCUGUGCUGGUGCGCCGCUCUGACGUCUGCUUAUCCACCUUCUACAAAGACUGCGCAGAGACUGCAGACGCAGACUCAGACUGCAGGUGUCACAGCACAGAGAGAGACAGCAGGUCAGCUGAAGUGAGGGAAACUCUGAACAGGAAGUCAGUUGAUGAAAACUACAACAACGUUUCAUCUCCGAGUCGCAGUCUGGCCGGGAAACUCCAGCAGCUCCUCACGCCCACACGGAACCGGGCGUCAAUGCGACGGGCGGCGAGUGUGGAUGACCGACGGCCGAGGGGGAACAGAACCAGCCGCCAGACCGUAGAGCAGAAACCGUCACGGAAAGUCCAGAUGACUGAGAGUCUGUUGAAGGCCAAAGAGCGACUUUAUAACGCCACAUCUGAGAGUUCUCUGUCUGUGGGGAGUGAUAUUGACAUGAUUGACAUUCAAACGUUGGCGGUUCCUCUCAGGAAGUCAUGGGAUUCUGCACAGGAAGGGGCGGGCAUUGAGGUUGUGAUGUCGAGCUGUUCACUGUGUCGCAGCUGUAAUUCUCUUGUGUAUGAUGAGGAAAUUUUGGCCGGCUGGUCGUUUGACGACUCUAAUCUAAACACCACCUGCCCAUUCUGCUCUGCCCCGUUUGUUCCCCUUCUAAAUGCAGAAAUCUGUGACCUGAGUCCAGUCUGCAGUCUGGAGUGCAGUACUCUGAACUCAGAAGAUGAGGUGGAGAAUGCCAUGAGGCCUCCUGCUGGUCGGGACGACACACUGCAGCAUGUGUGUAACGGCGUCAGAGAGACGGACUGCAGCUCAGAGAGCAGCAGCCAAUCAGAGAGCAGCAGCGGCCCCACACUGGUGUCAUUGGUGGGCGGAGCUCCACAGGUGACAGUGGCAUACCUCAGCCCGCUGGUGUUGCGGAAGGAGAUGGAGAGUCUGCUGGAGAACGAGGGCGAGGCUGUUCUCUCUCAGGUCCAGCUGCUGGACAGUCACUCCAUCCUCUUCUGGAAUCUGGUGUGGUAUUUCACUCGUCUCAGGCUGCCCAGUAACCUCUUACAACUGCUGAGAGCAUCGCCACUCACCGCACACAUCACAGAGGGUGCAGAGAGCGGUGUGGUGCGUGUGCGGUUGCUGUGGGACACUUUGACCCCUGACCCGGAGCAGUGGCCGCCGCUCUACAUGCUCUGGAGGAUUCACAGUGGUGUGCCGAUGCGUGUCUACAGCUGGCGGCAUCACAACCACCCAUUCACGCUCAGCUUCCUGGAGGAAGUGCUGCGCUGGGUUGGCAUGAACGAGGUGCACAAGGCUAUCACACUCUUCCUGGACACUGUUGCUAAGCAACCAGGCACGCCCAGGAUACAGAGGAGUUUGUACAGAGAGUUCUUGUUUCUCACGCUGGCUGCGAUGGGCAAAGAUCACAUCGCUGCAUUUGAUAAGCGUUAUAAAGCAGCGUAUGUGCGCUUGAGUAAUUCACUGAGCAGAGACGAGCUGAAGAAGAAACGAGUUCAGCCACCCAGUGCUAAAGCCGUCGACUGCAGACGCUGCUUCCUGCUGCCGCUCGAGUGCUAAACACACACACAACACACACACACACUCCACUUGUCUUGAGCCCUGCACUCUUCACGCUGCCUUGACUCUGUCCGCACACACGGUUCCUCUGACGCCCCCUAUAGCUGCGGAGGACUGCUGGUAUAUGCACCGAUCUCUGAUGUAAAAUGUUUGUGGUGAUGCUCCUGUGCCCUGCUAUGCAUUAUGAGAACAUGUGACCCAGCUGACCCCUUUCACAGAAACUAAUCCUUUAUUCCAUAAUGCGAGCAAACUGACCACCAGCCCGACACUCAGACACAUAGGAAGGACGGGACUUCCUGUGCAGUGUUUCUCUCAUAACUGACAUUUUUAUUGGAUAUAAGAGCGAUUCUCAUGUGAAUAUUUAACCCUAAAUCAAUAUAAAAAAUAUCAAAUAAUAUUUUACAUAAUGAAAAUUAAGCUUACAUUUAGGACCAUUAAGAUUUUUACAUUGUGACAUUAUUUUCAGGACACUUAAGCACAUUUUAAUUCCAUAUUCUCAUUACCAUAAUCAGUGUCAGAUGUUUAUAUUACGGGGCAAGAUUUGCCCCCUGGAUUUGAUUUUUGGGGGCCUUUUUUCCCCCGACCAUUCAAAACAAACUGUUUCUCAUUCUUAUAUGUCAAUUACUUAAUUAAUCAUUUAUUUAAUAAUGUAUUACCUCUUACCCUAAGAAUUAAAUCAAGAUUAAUUCACAUUUUAUGACAUGAUAUGUAGAACUGGUACUAUAAUACGUGACUAUAAUAGACUAUAUUAGAUGUCACAAAUAAAAACCAGAAGAAUUCAUCACAAAGGCAUAUUUUUGACCCCCAUUUCGGGGGUAUUUUUAUUGGCAUUUUUGCCCUGAGCCUCCAUAAAUUUCUGCCCCUGACUAUAACACGUCCACGCAUUUUUAUUUUUAUAUAUUCCCGUUGAUUCUCAUUACUGUAACAAAACAUUUAACUGUAUUACAGAGAAAACGAAAUACUGUUGCACAAUGAUUUUUUUACAAUUAAAAUCAGUGAAAAUUAAAGGCAGCACCAAGGGAGUACUACUAUCAUAUAUAAGUAUUUUACAAUUUAAAUCAUAUUUUUUUCCAUGUUGUGGUAAUGAGAAUAUCAUAAUGACCAUCUUUUACCGCAUUGCAUUCAUGAGAAUUUUGGAGUAAAAUGUGUGUUACUGUCAUGAAAAUGCUGCCAUAAUGUAAAAAAUCUUAAUGGCUCAAACAAAAUAAAUAAACAAAACAAAAAAACGUUUUUUAAUUUUUUUUUAAUUUAUUUGCUUCUUUUGAUUUUAAAGUAACAUAGGACCAGGAUGUUUUAUUGACAGGUUUGUGAGAAUCGCCCAUAUUAAAGUGACAGUUCACCCAAAAAUGAAAAUUCUCUCAUCAUUUAC
Messenger RNA from Myxocyprinus asiaticus (Chinese sucker), 6618 nucleotides. RefSeq names its product DENN domain-containing protein 4B-like. The transcript has 29 exons. NCBI's taxonomy places the organism in Eukaryota, Metazoa, Chordata, Actinopteri, Cypriniformes, Catostomidae. Bases 774 to 5249 code for a protein of 1491 amino acids. Gene Ontology annotation, molecular function: protein binding. Gene Ontology annotation, biological process: regulation of Rab protein signal transduction. The record is from RefSeq and is a predicted model, not a curated record. Gene Ontology annotation, cellular component: cytoplasmic vesicle.